AUGGUCUAUAAAAGUGAUGGCUUUUGGAGGACAGUCGAGUUCUAUAGGGAGCAGCCGGACAUCAAUUUCAAGCACAACCUUAUUCUUGUGCUACAACUGCGAGACACAGUCCCGGCAUAUAAAUUGUGGAGUACUUACCCUCAUCUCAAUGCCGCCUUCCCUUCCGAUCAGUUAUCGCUUCCGUAUAUAACUAACCGAGAGAUCGAUACAAAUAGUGACGGAAAAUAUGAUGAAUUGAAUAUCGAUUUGAAAGUUUCCAUCGGUGAUAACGAUGAGGUGAUCGGAGCACAACUCAUCCUCUUCUUUGAAUACAAACUUCACUCGAAAAUAUUCCUACAAAUGGAAAGCAUAGCGAAUAUCAAAUACGAGUCACCAAUAGCUGGAAGAAGUCUUCGAGUGAUUGGCGACCUAAGACUCAAACAGAAGGAACCACUCGUUUAUCGCAGACAUCACAUCGGAUUCAAUGAGAAUAUAAAGGAUUCACAAGAAUUCUUCGUCGAAGAUAUGUUGGAGUCUUAUAUCCGACGCAACUUCUCGACUUCACUCGACUUCAAUACUCACUAUAACUGGUAUUCGAGAAAAGAAAAGUCAUCCCAAUUUGAAAUCAAUGCAACCCUUCUAUAUAGUGAGCAAAUGUUUUAUUAUAAGCCCGGCUUCUGGUAUCUCAUCAAAUGGGCUUUCAUUCAAUACCUUUACGUGUAUUUGGUUUUAUAUCUAAUCUUUAAAAGAAUAAUUGAAUUUGUUUUUGGGAAUAGACUUUUGAAUUGCAUUGUA
Molecule: messenger RNA, 774 nt
Organism: Oppiella nova
Lineage: Eukaryota; Metazoa; Arthropoda; Arachnida; Sarcoptiformes; Oppiidae
Source: the annotation of a GenBank genome assembly